AUGUAACCACGACUACAGGGACUAAACGAAGACGCCGGCCCCUCCUCUGCUUCACUCUGCCUGCCAGAACUUCGAGAUACAGCAGGAUCCUCCGCAGCAAAGCCUUCUCUGCAACGUCACCAUGGCUUCCGUUCAAGAGAAACUGAUCACCUCUGUUACCAAGGACAAGGCUGCUGCGCCAUCAAACAAGAUAACAAUAGUGGGAGUUGGACAAGUCGGUAUGGCCUGUGCUGUCAGCAUCCUUCAGAAGGACCUGGCUGAUGAACUCGCUCUAGUUGAUAUCUUGGAGGAUAAGCUGAAGGGUGAAAUGAUGGAUCUUCAGCAUGGAAGCCUUUUCCUUAAGACCCCCAAAAUUGUGGCAGAUAAAGAUUAUUCUGUAACGGCUGGCUCUAGAAUUGUAGUGGUGACUGGUGGAGUCCGUCAGCAGGAGGGCGAGAGCCGUCUUAAUCUGGUUCAGAGGAACGUCAAUGUCUUCAAAUUUAUCAUUCCUCAGGUUGUGAAAUACAGCCCUGACUGCAUCAUCAUUGUCGUUUCCAACCCAGUGGACAUCCUGACCUAUGUCACCUGGAAACUGAGUGGCCUCCCCCAGCACCGUAUCAUUGGAAGCGGCACCAAUCUUGAUUCAGCAAGAUUCCGUUACCUGAUGUCUGAAAGGCUUGGAGUCCAUGCCUCCAGCUGCCAUGGUUACAUUUUGGGAGAGCAUGGAGAUUCCAGUGUGGCUGUUUGGAGUGGUGUCAAUGUGGCUGGUGUCUCUCUUCAGUCCCUUAAUCCUGAACUUGGUAGCGCCCAGGACAGUGAAAACUGGAAAGAGGUUCACAAGCAAGUAGUUGACAGUGCCUAUGAAGUGAUCAAACUGAAGGGAUAUACCAACUGGGCUAUUGGAUUCAGUGUUGCUGAUCUGGCAGAAUCUAUUGUGAAGAACUUGAGCAGGGUCCAUCCUGUAUCUACCAUGGUUAAGGGCAUGUAUGGCAUUGAGAAUGAAGUGUUCCUGAGUCUUCCAAGCAUUCUCAAUGCUAAUGGCCUGACCGGUGUCAUUAACCAAAAGUUAAAGGAUGAUGAAGUCGCCCAAUUGCAAAAGAGUGCAGAAACCUUGUGGAACAUCCAGAAGGAUUUGAAGGACCUAUAAACCUUGACUCUAACAUCAAUGGUCUUUAAUCUUGUUGUACACUUGUUUCUAGAAAAUGGCUGUCAGAAUAAAAAGUUGUGACCAUAAA
Molecule: messenger RNA, 1214 nt
Organism: Spea bombifrons (plains spadefoot toad)
Lineage: Eukaryota; Metazoa; Chordata; Amphibia; Anura; Pelobatidae
Product: L-lactate dehydrogenase B chain
Exons: 8
Coding region: 122-1126 (334 amino acids)
Biological process (GO): carboxylic acid metabolic process
Cellular component (GO): cytoplasm
Molecular function (GO): L-lactate dehydrogenase (NAD+) activity
Source: RefSeq, a predicted model, not a curated record